Erythranthe guttata (spotted monkey flower) is the source of this 929-nucleotide messenger RNA. It is a transcript of the gene ELIP1, whose product is annotated as Chlorophyll A-B binding family protein. Lineage: Eukaryota; Viridiplantae; Streptophyta; Magnoliopsida; Lamiales; Phrymaceae. The record is from RefSeq and is a predicted model, not a curated record.
AUGCACCAGCAACCUCCAUUAAAAGCUAAGUUGAAUACAGCUAGCCAUCCCCUGCAAUCAAUACUAUCUCACCUAACUCUUGCUUUCUCUCUCUAAAAGUUUUAUAAACACAGCUUCUUUCAUUUUUUCUCUCACACACACUAAAACACACACACAAUGGCUGCUGCAUCUUGCUGUGGAAUGUCUGCAGUCACUUAUGGUAGCCCAGUUGCUACAAGGAAGGCUGCUUUGAGCCAGGGUUUUGGUCCUUCUAACCUUGCUUUGUUGCCCAUGAAGAGGAACAUGAAAUUUAGUGUUAGAAGUAUGGCUGAGGGAGAUGAGAUCAAGGAGGUUCCGGCGGCGGCGCCGGCGACGGCAGCCACUCCCAAGCUAACCCCACCACCACCACCACCACCAGCAAAGCCCAAGGUGGGCACGGACUUCUUCGACAUAUUUGCAUUCAGCGGCCCGGCGCCGGAAAAAAUCAACGGGCGCUUGGCGAUGGUUGGAUUCGUGGCGGCAUUGGGUGCGGAAUUAGCGAGCGGCCAGGAUUUAUUCGCGCAGGUUUCGGAGGGUGGAUUCCCGUGGUUUCUCGGUACAAGCAUUUUGCUGACGUUUGCAUCCGUGAUUCCGUUGUUUAAAGGCGUGACCGCGGAAUCGAAAUCGGAGGGGUUUUUCACGUCGGACGUCGAAACAUGGAACGGGAGGUUCGCUAUGUUGGGUUUGGUUGCAUUGGCACUCACUGAGUUUGUUAAAGGUGGAGCUCUUGUGUAAUUUAUUAUUCUAGGGUUUCUUCGAUUUAUUGGGACUUAGGUAUUAUGGUUCUUGAUAUUUUUGUAUUUAGUUGGUGGGAUUAUGAUCUUUUGAUUGUAAUUUUGUGACUGUUAUUGAAUUAUACAAAUAUAUAUAUAUGUGCAAAUUAGAAUGCAUGAAAAAUCUGGAUUGUUGAA